AUGCGGCUGGGGGGCGCCCUGCUCGCCCUGCUCGCCAGCCUGCUGCUGCUGCGCCUGCUCUGGGGCUCGACCGACGCGCCCGCCCGCCCCAGGCGCUUGGUGGAGGCCACCCACGGCACCCCCGCAGCGCUGAGGACGCUCCGGAGCUCCGAGACCCCGCUGCCGCGCGCCACAAACAGCACCUAUCUGAGUGAAAAGUCGCUCCAACUGACAGAGAGAUGCACGAGUCUGCAAAAUGGCUUUGAGGCACUAUUGAACAAGACAAAAAGGUAUUCAGAGGAUGACUAUCUUCAGAUUGUCAGAAAUAUACAGAGCUGCCCGUGGAAACGACAAGUACAAGAAUAUAAGAAUUUUAGAGCGAAACUUGCUUCCUGUUGUGAUGCUGUCCAAAACUUCAUUGUUUCUCAACAUAAUACUCCAGUUGGGACUAACAUGACUUACGAGGUGGAAAGUAAAAAUGCAAUCCUAAUUAGAAAGAACAUUUUUAAUAUGUUUCCAGUGUCGCAGCCCUUGGUGGAGCGCCCUUACAAUCAGUGUGCCGUGGUUGGAAAUGGGGGGAUUCUGAAUACGUCUCUCUGUGGAGCUGAAAUAGACAAAUCUGACUUUGUUUUUAGGUGUAACCUCCCCCCAACAACAGGAAAUCUUAGUAAAGAUGUUGGCAGUAAAACCAACCUUGUGACCGUAAAUCCCAGUAUCAUAAGACUAAAAUACAGGAACUUAAAGGAAAAGAAAGCAGUAUUUCUGGAGGACAUUGCAGCCUAUGGAGACACAUUCCUUCUUCUGCCAGCGUUUUCCUUCAGGGUCAAUACCGGUGCCUCUUUUAACGUGUACAACACACUGAAAGAGUCUAAUGCAAGACAAAAGGCUGUAUAUUUCCAUCCCAAGUACCUGAAGAAUCUUGCCCUCUUCUGGAGAACUAAAGGUGUCACAGAGUAUCGCCUGUCCUCCGGCCUGAUGAUCGCGAGCGUGGCUGUGGAACUGUGUGAGAACGUGAAGCUGUACGGAUUCUGGCCGUUCUCGAAAACCACACAGGACACGCCUGUCAGCCAUCACUACUACGACAACAACUUACCGAAACGCGGUUUCCACGAGAUGCCCAAAGAGUACAGCCAAAUUCUCCAGCUUCACGUGAAAGGAAUCCUCAAAUUACAGUUCAGCCAAUGCGAAGCAUCCUAA
Molecule: messenger RNA, 1176 nt
Organism: Molossus molossus (Pallas's mastiff bat)
Lineage: Eukaryota; Metazoa; Chordata; Mammalia; Chiroptera; Molossidae
Gene: ST8SIA6
Product: ST8 alpha-N-acetyl-neuraminide alpha-2,8-sialyltransferase 6
Exons: 8
Coding region: 1-1176 (391 amino acids)
Biological process (GO): oligosaccharide metabolic process; N-glycan processing
Molecular function (GO): alpha-N-acetylneuraminate alpha-2,8-sialyltransferase activity
Source: RefSeq, a predicted model, not a curated record